Maudiozyma saulgeensis is the source of this 1563-nucleotide messenger RNA. Lineage: Eukaryota; Fungi; Ascomycota; Saccharomycetes; Saccharomycetales; Saccharomycetaceae. The record is from the annotation of a GenBank genome assembly.
AUGAAUAAUAAUACUAAUAAUCCUGCUUCAAAUGCCGUUAAUUUACCAUACUUAGCUUACGUCCGUAGAAUGGUUUCUACUAAAAAAUCAGAAAAUGUAAGUUUAGUACGUCGUGAACUACGUUCUCAUCAUAAUUCAAUGACUGAAUACUCUAUAGAUCAUUUCCAUCAUCUAUUCAAUUUGAAUGCUGCUCAAGAUAAAUCUAACAGCUUAUCAAAUUUUGAAUUACAACCCCAAAUUAAUACUAAGAUGCGUGCAUUAAUCUUUGAUUUUAUUAUGUAUUCUCAUACAAGAUUGAAUCUUUGUACUGCUACAUUAUUUUUAACCUUUGAUAUCUUAGAUCGUUAUGCUUCGAAAUUCAUUGUGAAGUCUGGUAACUAUCAACUAUUGGCUUUAACUACAUUAUGGCUAGCAUCAAAAUAUUGGGAUGCUAAACAUCGUGUCGUUAACUUGACUACAUUAUGUCAACUAUGUUGUCAUCAAUAUUCAAAACAAAAUUUCAGAGAUAUGGAAUUACAUAUUUUGAAAUCCUUAAAUUGGGAUCUUUUCCAAACAACUACAUAUGAUUCUUUCAUCGAUAUGUUAUUAUUCAUGAAAAAUAAUGAUAUGGAAAAUCCUUUUGAAAUUCAAGACACUUUUGCUGUUUCAUCAAUUUUAAACUCUAAUUUGAAUAUUAAUGAAAUUAAAUUAGGUGCUAUCAUCGUUUGUGAACUUUUGUCAUUUGACAUUAUGAUCACUUCCACAUACGAUACUUACACAUUAACCAAAGCUGUUAUCACAUUACUUACUUUGUCAAUGAAUUAUCAAUAUUUUAAUAAAUUUGAAAACUUAAAUGAUAUCUGUAAUAAUGAUCAAGAAUUGGUUAAGAUUAUGAAUAAAUUAUUACAAAUUUGUUCUGGUGAUGCUAAUUUCCCAUCAAGUUUCAAAUUCAAACAUUUUAACAUGAAGAAGAAUGAGGGUGAAACCACUGCUAAUGAAAACGAAAAAUGUUCGAACAAUGAAAUUAAACCAAGUACAGCUGAAAAAUUGCUACAACACUUAACAAAUUACAAUCAUAAGGUACAAGCUGAUGAGUUUAUUCGUCUGCAACAAAUGGAGAUGUUCAACGAUCCAUUCUCUACUAUGUUUAGUGACACAAACUCAUUCACAAUCACAGAUCACGAUAUUGACAAUGAAAACGAAAUAUCGUCUACUGUCAUGUCAACUCCUAGACCAGGUUCGAUCACUCCAGUAUCUUCUGUAUCGUCCUCAUCUAGUCCGUUAAUGACCUUGUCAAUUGGUAGUAAACCUUCAUAUGUCGGAACACCUAUGCUUAAUGCUUUAAGUCAAAGCAGAUCAAACUCUAUUUCAACGUUGGCUGGUAUAGCACCAUAUCUAACAAGAAACCGUUCUAUUCAUGCUCCUAUAACGCCCACAACGCCCACAAUGUUUAGGAAACCAAGUAUCAGAAAGUUAAGUACAGCAUCUAAGAUGUCUGCUAUUUAUCCAAUACAUCAAAGAAAGAGAUCUUCUUCAAGCAAUGACGUUCAAUUCGAACAAUACGAGAAUCAUAAUAAACGUUAA